Molecule: messenger RNA, 600 nt
Organism: Leishmania braziliensis MHOM/BR/75/M2904
Lineage: Eukaryota; Euglenozoa; Kinetoplastea; Trypanosomatida; Trypanosomatidae
Gene: TRYP1
Product: tryparedoxin peroxidase
Exons: 1
Coding region: 1-600 (199 amino acids)
Biological process (GO): response to oxidative stress; cellular response to stress; cell redox homeostasis
Cellular component (GO): cytosol
Molecular function (GO): thioredoxin peroxidase activity
Source: RefSeq, a predicted model, not a curated record
AUGUCCUGCGGUGACGCCAAAAUGAACGAGCCUGCGCCGCCCUUCGAGGAAAUGGCGCUCAUGCCCAACGGCUCCUUCAAGAAGAUCACCCUCGCCUCCUACAAGGGCAAGUGGGUCGUGCUCUUCUUCUACCCGCUUGACUUCACCUUUGUGUGCCCGACAGAGAUCAUCCAGUUCUCCGACAGCAUAAAGCGCUUCAACGAGCUUGACUGCGAGGUCAUGUCGUGCUCUGUGGACAGCGAGUACGCGCACCUGCAGUGGACGCUGCAGGAACGCAAGAAGGGCGGCCUCGGCCCCAUGGAGAUCCCGAUGCUGGCCGACAAGACCAAGUGCAUCUGUCGUGCCUACGGCGUGCUGGAUGAGAAGAAGGGCGUUGCCUACCGCGGCCUCUUUAUCAUCGACCCCAAGGGGAUCCUGCGCCAGAUCAUUGUCAACGACAUGCCGGUGGGCCGCAACGUGGAGGAGGCGCUGCGCCUGCUGGAGGCUCUUCAGUUCGUGGAGAAGCACGGCGAGGUGUGCCCCGCCAACUGGAAGAAGGGCGAUGCCACAAUGAAACCGGAGCGACAGGCGUCCAUUGAGGGCUACUUCAGCACGGUGUAG